CACAUGCAUUUGAUGGUCACCUUCCUUUUCGCGCGAGAGCCGAACUCUCACCCUCCAAUAAAACCCACAACACGAAUUCGCCAGUUAAAUUCUAGUUGAUAAAUGGUAUAUAAGGUACACCUCCAAUUUCCGAAAGCCGUUUUAAUAAUCUAAUUGCCGUUGCAGAUUUGUCUCUGUCUUCCCUCCAUUGUGUAAGAAUCAUGACCUGGAAUCUCCACCCACCCUACACUACCCAAUUCCAAUGCCAUAUUCGGCUAUAACACCUACCUCUUCUUUUCACCAUUAACAAAAUACGUCUCUAUUGAUUGCUUUAAGACCUAGAGACCAAAGUUUCAAUAUUUACCAUAUUUGCUUUCUGGGUAUUCCUAGAAACUCUGAUUGAUUGCAGUAGCUACUCGCUGCAACCUUACUGACAUGAGUUUAGGAUCCAAUACUACUCUACAAUUGAGUGGUUUCAGACCCGGAAUUGCAGAAACCAGAAAAUUGUCUCGUAAUCCUUCAAGAAUUUGGAGUUUUAAUGGCAAGAAGAAGCAUGGUAAAGUCAAGUCAGAAUCUUUCCAGUUGAAUAAGGAUUUUCUUUCCAGGGCAUUGAGUGUGGACAAAGAAGUGGAUAUAGAAGGGAUUAAUGGAGGAGUUACUAAAGAGAGACACUACGAUGCCAUUGUGAUUGGGUCUGGGAUUGGUGGGUUGGUUGCCGCUACACAGCUGGCUGUGAAGGGAGCUAGGGUUUUGGUUUUGGAGAAGUAUACGAUUCCUGGUGGUAGCUCUGGGUAUUACCAGAGGGAUGGUUAUACUUUUGAUGUUGGGUCUUCUGUGAUGUUUGGUUUCAGUGACAAGGGCAAUCUAAAUUUGAUAACUCAAGCAUUGGCUGCAGUUGGUUGUAAAAUGGAGGUCAUUCCUGAUCCAACUACUGUUCAUUUUCAUCUACCCAAUAAUCUUUCUGUUCGAGUUCACAGGGAGUACAGUGACUUCAUCUCAGAACUUACUACUAAAUUUCCUCAUGAGAAGGAAGGGAUCCUUAAAUUCUAUGGUGAAUGUUGGAAGAUAUUCAGUGCCUUAAACUCAUUGGAAUUGAAGUCAUUGGAGGAGCCAAUUUACCUGUUUGGACAGUUCUUUCAGAAGCCACUCGAAUGCUUGACAUUGGCUUAUUACCUGCCUCAAAAUGCUGGAGACAUAGCUAGGAAGUACAUAAAGGAUCCUGAAUUAUUGUCAUUUAUUGAUGCCGAGUGUUUUAUUGUGAGCACGGUUAACGCAUUGCAAACACCAAUGAUUAAUGCGAGCAUGGUUCUAUGUGAUAGGCAUUUCGGAGGGAUUAACUACCCUGUUGGUGGUGUUGGUGGAAUUGCAAAGUCGUUGGCGAGUGGCCUGAUUGGUCAGGGAAGUGACAUUCUAUACAGGGCAAAUGUCACUAACAUCAUACUAGAUGAUGGAAAGGCUGUGGGAGUAAGACUGUCAGAUAAAAGAGAGUUCUUUGCCAAAACCAUAAUAUCAAAUGCUACUAGAUGGGAUACCUUUGGGAAGUUAUUAAAAGGAGAAAAGCUUCCGAAAGAAGAAGAAAAUUUCCAAAAGGUUUAUGUUAAGGCUCCUUCUUUUCUUUCCAUUCACAUGGGUGUCAAAGCUGAGGUUCUGGUACCAAAGACAGAUUGCCACCAUUUUGUGCUUGAGGAUGACUGGGCAAGAUUAGAGGAGCCUUAUGGAAGUAUAUUUUUAAGCAUUCCCACUGUUCUUGAUUCAUCACUAGCUCCUGCUGGCCACCAUAUUCUUCAUAUAUUUACAACUUCUUCCAUAGAAGACUGGGAGGGACUCUCACCAAAGGACUAUGAGGCGAAGAAGGAGCUUGUGGCAGAUGAGAUUAUAAGUAGAUUGGAGAAGAAACUGUUUCCAGGACUCAGAUCAUCUAUUUCUUUUAUGGAGGUGGGGUCACCUAAGACACACAGGCGAUACUUAGCUCGUGAUGAAGGUACCUAUGGACCGAUGCCACGUAAUAUUCCUAAAGGCUUACUGGGAAUGCCGUUCAAUACAACAGGGAUAGAUGGUCUUUACUGUGUUGGGGAUAGCUGUUUUCCUGGACAGGGUGUAAUAGCUGUAGCCUUUUCAGGAGUAAUGUGUGCUCAUCGAGUAGCUGCUGAUAUUGGACUGGAGAAAAAUUCCCCUGUGUUGGAUGCUGCUCUCCUUCGACUUCUUGGCUGGUUGAGGACAUUGGCAUGAAUUUUCUGAUGGGAAAAGAGAGAAAAGGGGGAAAAUAAAGAAUAGACAACUCAGCAAGUGAAAUAUUUACCUGGAAAACAUUGGAAGGUGGCUGAGCAGCAAUGACUACAACAGCUUGAAUCUAAAAGAAAAUUUUCUGGGCUGUUGAAGGCAGGUAUCCUGAUGUUGUGACUUCUAAUAAAUUUUCACGCUUAAUUUGAAUACCUUAGGCUACAAAAACAUGAACAGAGCUGUAGAGCAAUCUUUCUUUUUUCUCUUAUAAUAACUGUUUAUUUUUAUUUCCCU
Molecule: messenger RNA, 2493 nt
Organism: Jatropha curcas
Lineage: Eukaryota; Viridiplantae; Streptophyta; Magnoliopsida; Malpighiales; Euphorbiaceae
Gene: CRTISO
Product: carotenoid isomerase
Biological process (GO): carotenoid biosynthetic process
Molecular function (GO): carotenoid isomerase activity; oxidoreductase activity
Source: RefSeq, a predicted model, not a curated record